CCUAGGAUUGUCCGCCAUCUUUAAGGCAUUAAAUAAUGGUGCAUGCCGCUCUCUUAAAUUAAUUAAAUUUGUGAAGAAAUAUACGUUGAUCUUCCUGGAAUCUUAGGGUAGAAGAUACGAUCAGAAUGUCGUCGUUCUUCACGGCCAGGAGCAUUGCCCCAGUGUUCAAGCAGACUUUGAAGCAAUUCAUAUUCAACUGCGAAUCGAUCAAAUUCCAAAACCAGGGAAAGAUUGUACAAUGUGUAUUCACCAAUUACACUCAGACUAGGAAUUAUGCGAAUGAAAAGAAGGUGUUCGAAAGGACGAAGCCUCAUUGCAAUGUUGGUACUAUUGGCCAUGUAGAUCAUGGUAAAACUACUUUAACUGCUGCCAUCACCAAAGUCUUGUCCGAUAAGAAGUUGGCGGAUGCUAAGAAGUAUGCUGAUAUUGAUAAUGCCCCGGAAGAGAAAGCUAGAGGUAUCACUAUUAAUGUUGCUCAUAUUGAGUAUCAAACAGAAAACAGGCAUUAUGGACACACUGAUUGUCCUGGACAUGCUGAUUACAUUAAGAACAUGAUCACUGGUGCUGCCCAGAUGGACGGUGCUAUUUUGGUGGUUGCUGCUACUGAUGGUGUCAUGCCACAAACCAGGGAGCAUUUACUUUUAGCCAAGCAGAUUGGAGUGAAACACAUUGUUGUUUUCAUUAAUAAGGUUGAUGCUGCCGAUAAGGAGAUGGUUGAAUUAGUAGAAAUGGAAAUUAGGGAAUUGAUGACUGAGAUGGGCUUUGAUGGUGACCAUGUGCCAAUCAUCACUGGUUCAGCUCUGUGCGCUUUGGAUGGUAAGGAGCCGGAGAUUGGUUCGAACGCUAUUCUGAAGCUGAUGGCUGAGGUCGACACGUACAUUCCGACUCCAGAGAGGGAAUUGGACAAACCUUUCCUUCUCCCAGUUGAGCAUGUUUACUCUAUUCCGGGACGCGGUACCGUCGUCACCGGCCGUUUGGAAAGGGGUGUUCUCAAGAAGGGCGCCGAAUGCGAAUUCAUCGGACACAACAAAGUAAUGAAGAGUACCGUUACCGGAGUGGAGAUGUUCCAUCAGAUCCUCGAAGAAGCACAGGCUGGUGAUCAGCUCGGCGCUUUGGUGCGCGGUGUUAAGCGCGACGACAUCAAGAGAGGAAUGAUCAUGUGCAAACCCGGCUCCGUGAAAGCCAACGAUCACGUCGAAGCCCAAGUCUACAUCCUGAGCAAAGAGGAAGGCGGAAGAUCGAAACCGUUCACGUCCUUUGUCCAGAUGCAGAUGUUCUCAAGGACGUGGGAUUGCGCUGUUCAAGUAUUAAUUCCAGGUAAAGAGAUGGUCAUGCCUGGCGAAGAUUCCAAAUUGGUGCUGAAAAUGAUCAGGCCUAUGGUUCUCGAAAAGGGACAGAGAUUCACCCUCAGGGACGGCGUUAUCACCCUCGGUACUGGUGUCGUUACCGGCGUUUUGCCAGCGUUAACGGAACAAGACAGGAGCGCUCUCACCGAGGGAAAGAAAGCGAGGGAAAAGAAGGUCGUCGAGGCCAAGAAGUAAUUUUUCAGUUUUUCCGUUUUUAAACAAACAUUACUUAGGGAAUAUUUGUUCUAUCGUUACCUCUGCAUAUUUUGUAUCUUUUAAGUUGUAAUUAUGUUAAUUAUUAAUUAAAAAAAUUGUAAAAACUCUUA
This is a messenger RNA of Nicrophorus vespilloides, 1672 nucleotides long. RefSeq names its product elongation factor Tu, mitochondrial (gene mEFTu1). The transcript is spliced from 3 exons. Gene Ontology annotation, cellular component: mitochondrion. Gene Ontology annotation, molecular function: GTP binding; translation elongation factor activity; GTPase activity. Gene Ontology annotation, biological process: mitochondrial translational elongation. Bases 126 to 1541 code for a protein of 471 amino acids. NCBI's taxonomy places the organism in Eukaryota, Metazoa, Arthropoda, Insecta, Coleoptera, Silphidae. The record is from RefSeq and is a predicted model, not a curated record.